This is a messenger RNA of Angiostrongylus costaricensis, 303 nucleotides long. NCBI's taxonomy places the organism in Eukaryota, Metazoa, Nematoda, Chromadorea, Rhabditida, Metastrongylidae. The record is from the annotation of a GenBank genome assembly.
AUGAUAGCUGACGUUUCGGUAGAAUCGAGGCCUCCGAAGCUGCUUCUUACUUGCUUUCACGGAGAAAGAACAGCCGCCUACAGUCGCAUAUGGUUGAUAAAAGAGCACUACAGAGUAAAUAUUCCUCACUCGAGAUGCUCCAUUGAAGAGGAUCCGGCUCGAUGCAAAGACGAAAAAGCCACAUUGAAGAGGGGAACAACUGUGGAUCUUCGACUCGAACCGUCGACUCUGAUGAAAACGAAGACGUCGAAACGUAAGCCGAAGAAGCAUCUCUGUCAAGCUCGUGUAAACUCAGAAAUAUGA